This is a messenger RNA of Triticum urartu, 1095 nucleotides long. The record is from RefSeq and is a predicted model, not a curated record. NCBI's taxonomy places the organism in Eukaryota, Viridiplantae, Streptophyta, Magnoliopsida, Poales, Poaceae.
AUGUCUUGCUGCGGCAGCGCCGAGGAGGACACCUACGGCCCGCCGGCGAACCAAGCCGCUCCGCCGCCCAACGUCAACGCUCCCGGCAACAGAGGCGGGCCGAGGGGGCCCGGCGCCACGAGGCCCGGAGGGCCGCCCAAGGUGCUCACCAUCGACGUGCCGGCGAUACCGCUAGACGAGCUCAACAAGAUGACCAACAAUUUCAGCGACAAGGCCCUCAUCGGCGAGGGUUCCAUCGGCCGCGUCUACAGUUGUACCCUUAGCGAUGGCCGCCCCGCCGUGAUCAAGAAGCUCGACCCCAGCGCCUCGCAGGAGUCCGACUCAGAAUUCUCUGCUCAGCUAGCAAUGGUCUCCAAGCUUAAGAACGAGUACUUCGUGGAACUCCUGGGCUAUUGCUUGGAGGAUGGCAACCGCAUGCUGGCCUAUCAGUUUGCGACCAUGGGUUCUUUGCAUAAUAUCUUGCACGGCAAGAAAGGAGUGCAGGGCGCUGAACCCGGGCCGGUGCUCAACUGGGCUCAGCGCGUCAAGAUAGCUUACGGAGCCGCGAGGGGAAUAGAGUACCUACAUGAGAAAGUCCAACCAUCGAUUGUUCAUCGAGAUAUUCGGUCGAGUAACAUCCUAAUAUUUGAUGAAUUCAGCUCCAAGAUUGCCGACUUCAACCUGACAAACCAGGGUACGGAAUCCGCUGCCCGGUUACACUCGACUCGUGUGCUAGGAACAUUUGGAUACCACGCACCAGAAUAUGCUAUGACAGGGCAAAUCAACCAAAAGAGUGACGUCUACAGCUUCGGUGUGAUCCUACUAGAACUACUGACAGGAAGAAAACCGGUCGAUCACACCAUGCCCAAAGGGCAGCAAAGUCUUGUUACUUGGGCUACUCCAAGGUUGAGCGAAGAUAAAGUAAAGCAAUGUGUUGAUCCAAAGCUCAACAGUGAGUACCCACCAAAAGCCGUCGCCAAGCUAGCAGCAGUGGCAGCGCUGUGCGUUCAGUACGAAUCCGACUUCAGACCGAACAUGACAAUCGUCGUGAAGGCAAUACAACCCCUUCUCAACCAAAAACCGGCUGGACCCACCACCGAGGCACCGAGACCCUGA